Messenger RNA from Loxodonta africana (African savanna elephant), 1328 nucleotides. RefSeq names its product isocitrate dehydrogenase (NAD(+)) 3 non-catalytic subunit gamma (gene IDH3G). The transcript is spliced from 13 exons. Gene Ontology annotation, cellular component: mitochondrion. Gene Ontology annotation, molecular function: magnesium ion binding; NAD binding; oxidoreductase activity, acting on the CH-OH group of donors, NAD or NADP as acceptor. Gene Ontology annotation, biological process: isocitrate metabolic process; tricarboxylic acid cycle. NCBI's taxonomy places the organism in Eukaryota, Metazoa, Chordata, Mammalia, Proboscidea, Elephantidae. The coding region runs from base 71 to 1231 and encodes 386 amino acids. The record is from RefSeq and is a predicted model, not a curated record.
CCGGGGACGUCUCACUCCCCGCAGGACUCUCGCGAGAGCAGGGGACGUGAGGCAGCUCUCACUUUCCGCCAUGGCGCUGAAGGUGGCGAAGGCAGUUUUCAGACCGGCCAUCCUCUGCCGUCCGUGGGAGGUUCUAGGAGCCCAUGAGGCCCCCCAGAGGAACAUCUCCUCACAGCGAACAAUUCCUCCGUCGGCGAAGUAUGGUGGGCGGCACACAGUGACGAUGAUCCCUGGGGAUGGCAUUGGGCCAGAGCUCAUGCUGCACGUGAAGUCUGUAUUCAGGCAUGCGUGUGUGCCGGUGGACUUUGAGGAGGUGCACGUGAGCUCCACUGCCGACGAGGAGGACAUCCGCAAUGCCAUUAUGGCCAUCCGGCGGAACCGUGUGGCCCUGAAGGGCAACAUCGAAACAAACCACAACCUGCCACCAUCCCACAAAUCCCGAAACAACAUUCUUCGCACCAGCCUGGACCUCUAUGCUAAUGUCAUCCACUGUAAGAGUCUGCCAGGGGUGGUGACCCGGCACAAGGACAUCGACAUCCUCAUUGUCCGGGAGAACACCGAGGGGGAGUACAGCAGCCUGGAGCAUGAGAGUGUGGCUGGAGUGGUGGAGAGCCUAAAGAUCAUCACUAAGGCCAAGUCCAUGCGCAUCGCUGAGUACGCCUUCAAGCUGGCUCAUGAGAGUGGGCGCAAGAAAGUGACAGCCGUGCACAAGGCCAACAUCAUGAAACUGGGCGACGGGCUCUUCCUCCAGUGCUGCCGGGAGGUGGCCGCCCGCUACCCCCAGAUCACCUUUGAGAACAUGAUCGUGGACAACACCACCAUGCAGCUGGUGUCCCGGCCCCAGCAGUUUGAUGUCAUGGUGAUGCCAAACCUCUAUGGCAACAUUGUCAACAAUGUCUGCGCAGGGCUGGUCGGGGGCCCGGGCCUUGUGGCGGGGGCCAACUAUGGCCACGUGUACGCGGUAUUCGAGACGGCUACUAGGAACACUGGCAAGAGUAUCGCCAAUAAGAACAUCGCCAACCCCACAGCAACACUGCUGGCAAGUUGCAUGAUGCUAGACCACCUCAAGCUCCACUCCUAUGCUGCCUCCAUUCGCAAGGCUGUCUUGGCGUCCAUGGACAAUGAGAACAUGCACACCCCAGACAUCGGCGGCCAGGGCACCACAUCCGAGGCUAUCCAGGACAUCAUCCGCCACAUCCGUAUCAUCAACGGCCGGGCGGUGGAGGCUUAGCUGUCCCAGACUGCCCUGCCCACCCCUUAGCACUGCCCGGCAGUCCCAGCAGCUUGGGGCAGCCCUGACUGCAGAAUAAACCGGCCUCUGCCCCCGA